Molecule: messenger RNA, 3947 nt
Organism: Leptopilina boulardi
Lineage: Eukaryota; Metazoa; Arthropoda; Insecta; Hymenoptera; Figitidae
Exons: 3
Coding region: 304-3429 (1041 amino acids)
Source: RefSeq, a predicted model, not a curated record
UUUUGUUUAAAAAAUUUCCCUCUAAAAUUAUUAACUAUUUGUCACAUAAAUUUUAUCAUUAUAAUAACAAUAAUGUCAAUUGAAUUUAAUAAUGUACAAAUUAUUUACAUUUUAUAUAAAAUAUGCUCACGUAAACUAUUUUAGAAAAUAAAAUAAUAAAAUAGUGUUUUUUGUAAAUUGUUUUAAAAAUUCUGAAAAUGUAUUAAUUACAAACUAGAACUAAAAACAACAAAAAUUGAAAAGAUUUAGAGGAAGAAGAAAAUCUGCCUACAAAGCAAUAAAAAUAAACAAAUAUUCAACAAAAUGGAAAAAUCAGUUGAAUACCAGAAUAAAAAAUAUGCAGACGUUUGUAAAUUAAAAUCCAGCAUAAAAAAAUCAUCAAAUGAAAUAAACGAUGAAGGAAGUGUCUUGAAAGAAAAUGGAAAAUUUAAACAAAAAUCCUUAACAAAUACACUUGAAAUUAUUCCUGACAUCUAUAAAUUUCAACAAUUGGAAUAUUCUUAUCCUCAUCGUUUAAUAAAUCUCUUAUAUCAAUUAGAGUUAUCCGUUUUAUGUUUACUUAAAAUAUCGAUAUUUAAAAAUCCAUCAGAUUCAAUAAUAUUUCGAAAUUCCUCAUCUGGUCAAUUUAACAAUAUUGUCAUGUAUUUUAAAGGAGAAAACAUUUGCAUUAAAGUACAACAUAUUGAUACUUAUUAUAUAAAAACAUGUUUGGAUUAUAAUUCAUUUUUUUCAAAUAGAGAUGGAAAUUUUACUCUUAGAAAUUAUCUCAAUGAAUUUGCAGCGGAAUUUCUUUUUUAUUCAAAUAUUAUCUCCAAUGUACCGAAAUAUUUAAUUAUCUACACAAAUGCAAAUUUACAUAUGACAAAAAAUAAAAAAUUAAUUAAUAAUAAUGAAGAAAUGAAAAAAUGUGAUUUACCUCAAUUUGUAAGCAUUAAUUUAAAAACUGAUAAUAUUUUAUCAGAAUUAUUCGAAAAAAAUGAAAUAUAUUAUAAAUUUUCUACUGAUAAAGAAACACAAAAUCAAUUAUCAAAAUUGGUAACAUUUACAAAAAAUAUUACUAAAGAAAUUAAAAAUAAAGGAUUUUCUGCUGAAGAAAUAAGAAAAACAUUUUUUGAUAGAUUAAUUUUUGUUGUUAAUCAACCAACUUUAGAAGAAUUAGUUAAUAAUGUUCGGCGAGAAAUUGAAAAAAAUAAUGAAAAUUUUACAGAACUUAGAGAAGAGGUAAUUAGUCAAUUGAUAGAGGAUGAGGAGGAAAAUGAAAAUAAUAUCGAAAAUAUCCAAUCUACCGUCUACAGUUUUAAUUUAUUUAUGUUUUGCAUUCAUGAUAUGUUUUUAAAUGAAAAUAUUGUUGCGAUUAAAUUCGAAGAGAAAAUUUAUAAUAAAAUCGCUUUUAACAAUAUUAGUAUAAAUUUUAGAAAUAAUUUUUUUUACCUAAGGCCCCUCGAGGUAGAUGUCAAUAAAUUAUCUCUUAUGGAAUUAACAAAACAAAGAGACAUUUUCUCAAUUGAUACACAUUUUUCUUUCUUUAUUAAAGAAUUAGAUGAAAAUCUCGAUUAUUUUGUUAUUUACACAAAUUUAAGUGUCACACUACUCAGGGAAUUAAUUUUAGGAAAUAAAUUUCUAACACAAUAUAUGGAGGUGAUUCAUCGUUCAGAAUUUAAUCAGCUAGAUGUGAUGGAAAAAAAAUUUGCUAUUUUCAAAAAUUCCUAUAUUAAUACAAAUAAUCUUUACCAAUUUUCACAAGAUGAAGCGGAAAAAAUUAUGGAUUUUCUGACAAUUCCAGCUUGUUUUCACUCGAGAAAAGAAGUAGGAAAAUUUUCCAAUUUCACCGAAAAUGAAGUUAAGAAAUUGUUUCUCAAUAAAAUCGUUUUUGCUGUCAAACAACCAAAUUCUGACGAAUUGUAUAAAUAUCUCGAAAAUAUAGAUAAAAAUUCACAAGUGCCAUAUAAUAGCAAAAAAUUGCAUCAUAUCGCUUUACAUUAUUUACAAUCUUAUAAAUUUGACACUAUAACAAAAGAAUUAAUUCUAAAAUUUUGUGAUGAUUCAAAAAAUAAUAAACUACAAAUUAAAAAUGAUUCUUUGAAUGAAGAAAUUAAUUUUGCAAGACGUGUUCUUGGCUCAGUGGAUGUAGUCGAAUUUGGUAAAUUUAUGAAUUUUUUAACUAAAGAUGGAAAAAUUUAUUUGAAUGUUCUAAAAAGAAAUGAAAUAAAAAUUUGUCACAUAUCAAAAAUUAUUGAAGGAUCAAAGAGAAAAGAAGCCAUUAAAUCGUUUACUGAUUUUUAUAAUUUAUGCUUUGACAAUCAAGGAAAUAAGACUGGAUUUUUACAAAUUUUAGAAAAAAAAGGAUGGAAUAUUAAGAGUAUUUCCAAUAUGCUCCAAGGUUCAGGAUCAAGUGGUGCAAAACUUCUUAAAACUUUAUUUGAUCUUUGGUUCGAUGAUUUGGGAAAUCGUACAAAUUGUCUAGAAUCUCUAGAAAAAGAGGGAAUCAGUUUAUCAAACAUUUCAUUACUUUUAAACAAAACUGGAGUCAAUUGUGUACAAAAAUUCAAAGAAUUUUAUGCUUUUUGGUUUAAUGAAGAUGGAACUAAAACGCCCUGUUUGAAGAAUUUAGAAAAUAAUAAAAUCAAUUUAUUAAUUAUAUACAAUGUUUUACAUAAAUCAGAAGAAUCAUUUUCAAAUUUUUACAAACUUUGGUUUAAUAAAAAUGGAGAAAAAACGAUACGUUUGCAAAAUUUGGAAAAACUGGGAAUUAGUUUACAUAAAGUUUGUAUUUUAUUAAAAGGAUCUGGAAAAAAUGCUUCGGAAAUUUUUGAAAAAUUGUACAAUCUUUGGUUUGAUGCUGCAGGACAAAAAACAUUCUAUUUACUCACACUUGAAAAUGAAAAUGUAAAAAUUGCAACAAUUUUUGAUAUUCUAGUGAAAACUGAACUUGAAAUUGACAAUAUUUUUAAAAAUCUUCAUUCACAUUGGUUUCACAGUAAUGGAGAGAAAACUGAUUAUUUAAAAAUUCUCGAAGCAAAUGAAAUAUAUUUGCCAGAAAUUUGUAGAAUUUUGAAUGGUAAAGGUUGUCUUGCUUUACAAGAAUUUCAAAAACUUGUUGAUUCGCAAAAUUCACAAUUUCAACGAGAUGUGAAUUUGAAAAUUAUCAAAACAACAAAUCAAGUUAGUGAAAAAAUAUUUGAAUUUCAAGAAACAAGAGAAAUGAAUUCCGCAUUAUUGAGGGAUGUAAAGAAAGAAAUAAAAAGUGAUAAUGAUAAAUCAUUACAAAGUAGAGAGGAGAAAUUGAUUUUUGAGGAUGAAAAAAAGACAAUUGGAAUAUCAAAGGAAGAAUCUGAUAGUGAUUACGAAGAAGAAUUUUCAGUUCAUGAAAUAAAUGAAAAAAUUUAUAGGGAACAAUUUAAAGAGGCAUCACGAUGUAAAAUUCAGUAAAUUUUAAUAAUUGUUCUACAACAUAAAAAAUAGAUUUUUGUUUUAAAUAUCUUGCUCAAACAAUAACAUAUUUUGAAACAAAAGGGUAGAUUGUUACUAAUACGAUUAUUUUUUAUCUUGUUCUGUUUUGUGACCAAUUUCAUAUCGUACUAUUAUUAUAUAAGAAUAUUUUUUUUUAAAAGAAUAAUUUAGCUAUAUAAUGUAACUAAUACUAUAAUGUAUUUUUUAUUAAUAAAUAAUUAAAUUAAAUUUUAAUUUAAUUAUUCAUUAUAGUAAAAGUUAUAGUACACGAAUUAAAGUUGAUAAAUAGUUUUAAAAAACUUUCCAAUUCUGAUUAAAAAGUAAUUUACAAAUAUCAGAAUUAUUUAAACAAAAAAAAAAAUUUAGUUAGUUUUUUUUUAUGUAAUUUAAACGUACUUGUGCAUUUAAUAUUGUAAAAAUAAUACAUAUUGUUGUUGCAAUUUUGAUAAAUAUUUUUUAUACAUUUCUAUGUGAGAAAAAAACAUUAAUUACUAUUU